UGACAUAUGCAAAUCCGCGAAUUGUUUUGAAUGUUUUUGUUGGAAACAUCAACAAAACGAACAACGAUUUCUUUUUAAUGUACGCGUAUUAUGAUGUCAAGGUCUAAAAAGCAACAAGAUAUGGUCGAAAGUGAUUCAGAUUGGGACAGUCUUCCUGGGGACAUAACGGAACCAAGAUCCAGUCCUGAACCUAUGAAAUCCCCCUCACCCAGAGCACCAACCCACUCCCCUGCCCCCCCUAAACAGCCAUAUUCAAAGCAUCACACAUCAACAAAACCGUUUGAUAUGUACAAGAACUCCUCUACCACUAUUCAGAAGUCCGGCAGCGCUACUACAUUCCAGGACAAAACUAGUGGUCUUUGGAAUGAUGACGAUAAUAAUGAAGUCCAGGUGUCGUUUUCAAAAGAGGACAACAACAAUGUUAAAAAGAACAAACAAAUUAUUAGAGAUGAUUCAACAGCGAAGAAUGUUAACAAACAGGAGGGAAAUAAGGAACCACCAUUUACGGAUUUCAGAGAAGCCCUGAGCUCACCAGCCCCAACUGCAUCAAGUCCUAGAGAGCAACACAAAAUGGCUGGAGUUAAUAAAGCCUACAAAAUCGAGACAGGGGACGAAACAGGAGGCAAUCGUGACUCCUGGGACGAGAGUGAUGACAAUCGGUCUCCACCACUACAACAAAACUUUAAACCUGCAAUGAGAGCAUGCAACAGCUUUAGUUCAAAUGCAACGAGAAUGCCAGUAGAAAUAUCUAUGGAAACAACACUUCCGGAAACGAAGCCACCCAAAAAGACAAUGAUUAGAAAUGACGUUAUUGAAGUUCCCUGCAGUGGAAAUUAUCAUCUUGCCACAACACAGAAUUUAGAGAAUUGUUGUUUGAUUCAAGUUGCUGAGGGAGCCUUUGAUGACAGACAUCGACCUUCCUUUUUCCACGGGAGCAAAAAUCAUUUUCACAUCAAGGAAGACAAUCCUCGACCAGCUAUUACGGACAUUGCAGAUAAAUCCGAGAUGGUCUUUCAAAGAUUGUGGCGUGAAGUCUUUGGCGUUCUUCAAAUUCUCCUUAACUUCUUCAUAAUAUUCAUACUGGAAUUUUUCAAAACAAUUCUUCAAAGUGUUCGCUACUUGCUCAUGGGAAUUCUGUACACAACAGGCGAUCAAUUUAUAAAGCCCGUUCUGGCAGCUGUUUUCAAUAACAUUAUUCAGCCAGUCUCUGUGUUGCUGUUGAACGUCUUUAGUAUAGUCACGAACCUGCUCCAACCAAUCCUGGCGUUGACUCGUGAAGUGCUAAGCCAAGUUGCAAUACCACUGCAGGCUUUUAGACUGUUUGUCUUCAACUGGGAUCACAGAGGAAGAGAGGAGAGUUACAGAAGAGAUAUAAAAAUAGUUUAAUUCAGAGUAUGUCAGAGGAAGUUGAAAAAGGGUAGUGUUGACAUGGGAGUUGCAUCUCAUAAACUCUUAUAUGCCCACAAAAAGGUUUCAUGUCACUGUGAAAAACUGUGACACUGCCAUGUUAUUGUUCUUUAAAGGAACAUAUAAAUGUUUCUAUCAUAUUUGCAUUUUGCAAUACAAUAGAGUAUUUUCAGUUUGAAUUUGCAAUAGAAUUAUAAAAUAUUAUAAAAGAAAACACAAAAAGAACUACUAUGGAACUAUUACUUAACAUAGUUACUGUUGUAAUAUUUCUAGAAUAUUUAUAGAU
This is a messenger RNA of Dendronephthya gigantea, 1693 nucleotides long. RefSeq lists its product as uncharacterized. The coding region runs from base 91 to 1386 and encodes 431 amino acids. Lineage: Eukaryota; Metazoa; Cnidaria; Anthozoa; Malacalcyonacea; Nephtheidae. The transcript has 5 exons. The record is from RefSeq and is a predicted model, not a curated record.